GGAGGAGCGCGGUGGGCGCAGCUGGGACUGUCCCCUCCCGGUCUGUCCCCUCCCGGACUGUCCCCUCCUGCCACCGCGCAGCCGUCCCCGGCUCCGGCUGCUCCCUGCUCGCAAGCAGCUGCGCCGGAGCGUCUUCGCCUGGCCGAGCAUCCUCCGCUGCUGCCCGUGCGGAUGAGGGCGGAGGGAGGGAGCGGGGGGCUCCCGGCAUCCGCCCCGCCGGCACACGGGUGACAGCAGCCUCGGCACAACACUGAGCCUCCUCGGGGGGCGGCAGAGCCCCCCUUCCCCGGGGACCAGACCCUCUCCCCCGCCACCAUGGUGGUUUUUAUGGGCAGGAACCUCUCCUCGCUUCUGGCUUUCUUCAAGAAGAAGGGCGCUGCCAAGGGCGAGGGCGAGAAGCGGCUGAGCGUGCAGUACACGGCGGGCGAGGAAUGUCCCGACAACGUCUUCUUCCCCAGCACGCGGCCCCCGCACCUGGAGGAGCUGCACAACCAGGCCCAGCAGGGGCUGAAGUCCCUGCAGCACCAGGAGAAGCAGAAACAGACCAAAAGUGCCUGGGACCACGGGGACACCAGCAGCCUCCAGUCCUGUGCAUCCUCGGAGGAUGACAGCCUGUCCUUCCGGAGCCGGGCAGCCUCCUGUGCCACGGACAGCACCUCUGAGGAUGCGCUGUCCAUCCGCUCCGAGAUGAUCCAGCGCAAAGGUUCCACAUUCCGACCACACGACUCCUUUACCAAAUCCUCAGAGAGGGCUGGCAAGAAGAGGAAGGAGAGGAGGACGACAGUGCUGGGCAUCCCCCAGCACGUCCAUAAAGAGCUGGCUCUCAGGAACAGCCACGGAGCCCGGGCACACGCCGAGGGCCGCGGGGACAGCCAGGCAGCGCAGCCCCUGCCGAACGGGGGGCAGGUGUCUGGCGAUGCCGUCCGCAUCCCCACCAUCGACGGGAAGCUGCAGCCUGUGCCCGCGGCCGGCGGCGCCCGCGUCUGCCUGGGAGCGCUGGAGGAGGCGGAUGCAGCCCUGCAGAAGCACAUCAACAAGGUUUACUACGAUGACAGCUUGCUGGGGAGGAAGACGGCGGCCAAGCUGUCACCCAUGGUGAGGCCGAAGUCGCUGGCCGUGCCGGGCAUGACCACCUACGCCAACCCCCCGGAGAUGCUGGUGGGCCCCGUCAUGUCCAUCUCGCCCCAGGGCACCUACAUGUCCAAGAUCAUCCCCAACGCCAUCCUGCCGCCCAUGGUGGACGUGGUGGCCCUGUCGAGGAGCAGCGUGCGGACGCUGAGCCGCUGCAGCCUGGUGUCGUCCAGCCCGGCCUCGGUGCGCUCCCUGUCGCGCUUCUCGGAGCGCAGCGCCCGCAGCCGCGAGCCCUCCUCCUCCAGCGACAACUGGAGCCACUCGCAGUCCACGGAGACCAUCGUGUCCAACAGCUCCACCAUCUCCUCCCAGGGCGGCUGCGACCACCGGCAGCCCGAGGCGGGGCCGCACGGCGAGGUGGACGCGGCGGCUCGCUCCGACACCGACCAAAUCAGCAUCUACAGCUCCGCCAGCUUCGCCAGCUCCUGCUCCAAACCCGCUGCCAACCUCGCUCCUGCGGCCCCCGGGCUCCUGGCCGUGGGCGGUGGCCGCACAUCCCCUGCCUACAGCACGAGCAGCCAGGCAGACGGCUCGGACACGGCCAGCCUGGCCAGUGACCGCUCCUCCACCCGCAGCGUGUCCCUCAGGAAGAUGAAGAAGCCCCCGGCCCCUCCCCGCAGGACCUACUCGCUGCACCAGAAGGCUGAUGGGGAGCCCAAGGUGCUGGGGUUGCCCCCCAGACCUGACCGGCGGCCCCAGAGGGAGAGCAGCGCGCCCUGGUCCCCGCGCCCCGAGCCCUUCAGCCCCAUGGGCGAGGAUGAGGUGUUCUCCCCAUCGCCGAGCGAGAGCAGCAGCCUCCGCUCCGAGAGCCUGGCUGGCACCAGCUCCCCCGAGGCCUCUCGGGGCCGCCCCGGGGUGACCGUGCUGCUGAGGGAGCCCCAAGCUCAGGCCAAGUGGAGCUGCCCAGAUGGGUCUGACCGCACCAUGUCCCCUUCCAGCGGCUACUCCAGCCAGAGCGGGACGCCCACACUGCCCACCAAGGGCUUGGGACCCCCAGCUGUGUCCCCGGGCAAGUCUCAGCCCCAGAAGCCAGACAGGGUCUGCUCCCUGCAGUCGCCUGCGCUCUCUGUGUCCUCCUCCCUCACCUCCAUCUCUUCCUCAGCCUCGGACCCGGCCCCCUCCGAGGCGCUGACCGGUCGCUCAGACAGGUUCAUCAUCCCCCCGCACCCCAAAGUUCCCGCUCCCUUCUCCCCACCACCCACCAAGGGGCCCACGGCCUCCGUGCCCCCACCGCCGCCGCCUCUCCCGCCGCCCUCAGCUCCGGCCCUGCCGCCCCAAAUCAGCCUUAAGAAGGCGGCCAACGGCCCGCGGGCAGAGGCCAAGAAGGAGCCGGUGUCGCGGAGCAAGAGCGGCCCCGCGGCCAAGGAGGACGCCAGCCUGCCCAUCGUCACGCCCUCGCUGCUGCAGAUGGUGAGGCUGCGCUCCGUCAGCGUGGAGCCGCCGGCCGGGGCCGGGGCCGGGGCCGGGGCCGGGGAGCGCCCGGCCCCUCAGAAGCCCGUCCGCCGCUCCCUGUCCACGCGGCAGCCGCCUGCUGCCCAGGACACGGUGCCUUCCAAGCAGCUGCAGCACGCCGUGCAGCUCAAAGCCGCCGCCUUGGCCGGCGGAGAGGUUGCGGAGAAGCCGCCAGCGGCACAGCCCGGCCCCGAGGGGCCCCCCGGCGAUGGGCAGCUGUCCCCCAGGAACAAAUCCGCGGCCUCCACCGCCAGCUUCAUCUUCGCCAAGAGCUCCAGGAAGCUGGUGAUCGAGACGGCCUCGUCCCCCGAGGUGCAGGCCGACCUGAAGAGGAACUUGGUGGCCGAGCUGAUGAAUUUCUCGGGGCAGCGCUCGGCGGCCCCGGCUGCUGCCGCCCUGCAGGGCCCUGCGAAGGCACAGGCCCAGAGAAAACCUGGCAAGAUCCCCCCGCCGGUGGCCAAGAAGCCUUCGCUUGGCUCGGGGCCGGCUCCUUCCCCCAAGGCACCGGGGGCAGAGGCUUUGGGCUCCCCGGUGCCGGACGGGGAUGCCAAGGUGGAGGAGGGCAGGACUAAGAGCGAGCUGGUGGGGACAGAGAGCAGGAACGCCGCGGAGCCGCCGGCUGAGAGCCUCCCUGCACAAGAUGGACGGGGAGAGACGGCCUGAAGGACGACACUGCAGGACUGGAGCCCCCAAGGACAGGAAUCCAAAUCUCUCAGGGACCUGGGCAGGUCAACGGACGAGUGUGGAACUGGCAACUAACUUAAUACAGGAAGCAAACAGCCUUAGCCUCCACGGCCUUGAUAUUUAUGCAAAAAUGGUGUUGGUUUCACUUUCCUAAGUACUACAGCUUUAUUUUGCUUUUUUUUUUACUGGACUCAAGGCCUGUGCCCAGAGCCAGCACCUCCUCCUUGCCAAGCUGAUGCUUGGUGUGGGUGUGUGGAGUUGAGCAGCCACACCCAGAAGAGUUUGGGGGCUGAAGACACCGGAGCUGGAGCCACUGCUGCUGGCCAGACAGGCCCACGAGGAAUGGAAGCACUUUGGACAAGGGAAUGGGAAGGAUUUGGCCACAACAGCGCCUGGAGGGAUGAAAACAGGAACAGGAGGGGAGGGAGGUGCUGGCUGGGAGGGACCAGAGCUUUGACUCUUGAUGGAAAGGCAAGAGGGGCUCGUGGCCAGCACCAGCUCCGGCCACUCGCCACUGCCCAGCAGGAGGAAGGGCCAGGCUGCCCCUUGAGCUGGCCCUGGGCUCUGGGGUAGAGCCUUGAUUCUGUUUCUGUAAACUUGGGUCACAUUUUGAUUUCUUUGAUUGUAAAAAAAAAACAAAACAAAACAAAAACCAAACGAAACAAACCCAACCAAGCUAAACUAAACCAAACCAAAAGCAACUGACCCUCUGCCGCCGAGUAGCUGCUCAGAGCUCUGUACCUGGCUGGUAAAAAUGAUGACCGAA
Molecule: messenger RNA, 4033 nt
Organism: Ficedula albicollis (Collared flycatcher)
Lineage: Eukaryota; Metazoa; Chordata; Aves; Passeriformes; Muscicapidae
Gene: NHSL3
Product: KIAA1522 ortholog
Exons: 9
Coding region: 316-3246 (976 amino acids)
Biological process (GO): cell differentiation
Source: RefSeq, a predicted model, not a curated record